Messenger RNA from Funneliformis mosseae, 1401 nucleotides. The record is from the annotation of a GenBank genome assembly. Lineage: Eukaryota; Fungi; Glomeromycota; Glomeromycetes; Glomerales; Glomeraceae.
AUGGCUCUCGAAGCAACCAAUUUUAAUCAAUAUCAAGAACCAACAAAAUCAUCAACUAAAAUAAUAAUACAUAAAAAUGGUGAGAGCAAUGAGUGGAUACAAGAUGAAUAUUUAACAGUCCCUUCUUCAGGAAGAAGCUCAAAAUAUUCAUCAAUAUACUCUACCCCACCUUCACCUUUAUUACAUAAUAUUCCUUUGAAUCCUAAUAAAGCUUUAUCAUUACAUGAAAUAAGUGAUUCAAUGUCUCCAAAUAUUUCCGAUCAAUCUCGUCCAAUAACCCCACAGCUUAGCAUUUCAGGAAUUUCGAGUACAACCACCACCGAAUCAUCAUCAACUUCUUUUUCUACGGUUCCUCUGCAAUUUAAUUUCGAAAAACCUUCCUCGUUAAGGGGUAAAUCGCAAAAGAAAAAAAAAUUUUUUCGUGAAUUAAAAAUGGCAUUUAAAUCCACCACCUCAUCAUCCAAACCCAAAUCAAUGUCAACACCUUCUUCAUAUCAUAAUUUUAGACACGUACAAUUUAAUAAAUAUGGUAAAUGGGGUAAGGUACUUGGAUCAGGAGUAGGAGGGACCGUACGUUUAAUACAUCGAACAUCUGAUAAUAAAUCUUUUGCUGUAAAACAAUUUCGUAAACGAUUCCCUUAUGAAUCAGAAAAAUCUUGGUUAAAAAAUAUUACCGCGGAAUUUUGUAUAGGAUCAACUUUACGUCAUGAAAAUAUCAUUGAAACCAUUGAUAUCAUACAAGAGAAAGGUCAAUUAUACCAAAUAAUGGAAUUUGCCCCUUUUGAUUUAUUUGAAAUUGUGAUGUCAAAAAAAAUGACCGAGGAUGAAAUUCAUUGUUGUUUCAAACAAAUCGUGUUGGGAGUAAGUUAUUUGCAUAACAUGGGAAUCGCUCAUAGGGAUUUAAAGUUAGAUAAUUGUGUAUUAAAUGAAUUUGGAAUUGUAAAAUUAAUCGAUUUCGGUUGUUCGGUCGUCUUUAAAUAUCCUUUCUUUGAUAAGGUCAUGCUCUCCUCAGGUCCUUGUGGAUCGGAUCCAUAUAUUUGUCCAGAGUCAUAUACUCGCACAUCUUAUGAUGUUCGAUCAGCAGAUAUCUGGUCAUUGGGAAUAAUUUACACAUGUAUGACUACAGGAAGGUUCCCUUGGUUGGUAGCUAAAUCGGGAGAAGAAGCUUCAUUUAAAACCUUUUUACGUUACCCUGAUCGUUUAUUUAAAAAACUUCCUUUGGCAUCUCGUUCCAUUAUGAGAAAAAUCCUCGAAGUUGUUCCAGAAAAACGUGCUACUUUACAAGAUAUAUUUGAAGAUAAAUGGUUUAAGAAUAUUGAAUGUUGCGUAAAAGAUCAAAAAUCCACCGGUCAUAUACAUCACUUGGUGGAUAAUAACAACGAUGAAACUUCUGAAAAAUAA